AUGGUGUACGUCCAUUCAGGCCCGGGCUUCGAGGCCCUGCGGGCUCACAUCAACAAAGACCACUUAGCUAGCGAGCACACAGAAGAAUGGCGCAACCUCCAAGAAAUACCCACGGCCUCCGAGAUCUGGUCAGCGGAUUCGUCAAGAGAGACGCACCCUGUGGAGGAGAAGUGGAACGAUUACAUGGGAAAACCUAGCUACGAAAUCGCGCUGCCGCAUAACAUCAUUGAAGGCCCUUGGCCAUCAAAAGUUGCUUAUUUGGGAGCUCAUUAUCAGAUCCUUCGUGAGGACGUAGUCGCCCCGCUCCGGCACUCGGUGACCUCAGUCCAAGAUCGCCCAAAUAUGAUGGACGACGAUGACACUCACAUUUAUACGCAUGUAACUAUUAAGGGCAUGAAGCUCAGCCCCGUAGGCCCAGCGUUCCGUGUCGAGUUCUCCACCGAAAGGGCUGGCAAGCAGAUUAGAUGGGAACAAUCAAAGCGAUUGAUGCAAGGCACUCUUGUUGCCAUAUCUUCACACAAAGACUCGUUCCGUACUUCAUGCAAAGUUGCAGUAAUUGCUGCUCGACCUCUAGUGGGAGGUGUAGACCAGAACCCCCCUCAAGUCGACAUCUUUUGGGGUGAUAAUAAUGAUGCGGUGUUUGAUCCUGAUGAACACUACAUCAUGGUUGAAGCUCGGACAGGUUAUUUCGAAGCUUCACGCCAUAUGCUCAUCGCGAUCCAGAAGUUGAUGACUGAGAGUUUUACACUUGCAAAGCAUAUUGUCGACCUUGAUUCCAACGUUAAUGCGCCGACAUACGUCGAAGACCAUUCGAUCUAUGACCUAUCAUCCCUCCUCCCUCCCGAAAAGGCCAUGGAAAUCAUCGAAGGCGGAAUUACACUAGGAGAUCGUCUCCAAAAUGUGGACAUCCUCGAGGCGUUCCCAAGGAUCCCCGAAUCAGGAAUGGAUCCUUCUCAACUCCUGGCUUUUAAAAGCAUGAUGAAUAAGAAGGUCGCUAUCGUUCAAGGUCCUCCUGGUACAGGCAAGACAUUCGUCUCCGUAUCAGCAUUAAAAGUCAUGCUUGCUAAUCUGCAGCCGGACGAACCUCCUAUAAUUGUCGCCGCUCAGACAAACCAUGCUUUGGAUCAACUACUUAACCAUGUUCUAGACUUUGAACCUAACAUCUUACGACUUGGUGGAAGAUGUGAUAAGGGAAACACAGCAGUCCUUGAACGAACUCUCUACCAGCUGAAGCAUAGUGAUCAUAAGGUUCCUAACAUGUUCCAAGGCUUGAAGGAUGCUCAAAAGUUCGUCGCAUCCAAUGUGGAUGCAAUUGCAGAGAUCCUUGGUCCACUUCUCACCUCCAAGUUGGUUACUGCCGAGAUGCUUCUUGGUGCUGGUGUGAUCCGACAAGAACACUACGAUUCCUUGAACGAUGGUGAUUGGACCGGUGAUGGGGACGUUUCUGACGGACUUGAGGGCUGGCUCCGAGAAGACCAAAUAUAUCCUAUCCUCAGAACCCCACAAAAUGAUUCAAGUCUGCCCCUCGAGGAGGGCGAGGUAGAGCAAGAGGUUGUUUUAGCACUAGACCAGGAAGUUCGUGGUGAGCAAUUUGACCGUGAAGCCGAUAAAGAUGGCUUGACAGGGACCUACGUGCCCUUCACCCGAAGUCAUACAGGUCGCAACACCGGGAUUCUUAACGAUGAUAUCAAGAAACUACUUCGAAAUAGGGAUCUACAGACGGUGCCUCACAGCAAACGCGGAGACAUGUAUUGCUAUUUUUUGAAACAACUCGACAGAAAGAUACGUAAGAAGAUGAAGCUGCAACUCGCACAAUAUAACGACGCUGUAGACAAACUCCGGCUUACGAAGUGGUCUUUAAACGCUCAUUUUAUCCGCCAUAUGAGGAUCAAACUUAUCGGUUGCACAACAACUGGUUUAUCAAAGUAUCGCGGCUUGCUAGCUGCUGUCCAACCAAGAGCCCUUCUGAUUGAAGAAGCUGCGGAAACUAAGGAGGGCACGAUUAUUGCGGGUAUGAUCGAGACUUUGCAACAUUUGAUCCUUGUUGGAGACCACCAGCAGCUACAGGCCAACUGUAAUGUCAAAGCCUUAGAGGAAGCACCGUAUCAUAUGAACAUCUCGAUGUUCGAGCGCCUUGUGAGGCACUCCAUUGAACAUGUUAUGCUUAACGAGCAGCGACGCAUGGUUCCUAACAUUCGACAGCUAUUAACGAUUGAACCGACACCCUUCUAUGAGAACUUGCAGGACCACCGGUCAGUCUUAGAUCGCAAAGUUAACCGACCCCUAAUUCCUGGAAUGGGAGACCGCGAUGUGCACUUCUUUAGUCAUGACUGGCUAGAGUGUCGCAACCAAGACUCGAGCAGAUAUAAUCCGGAUGAGGCCCAAAUGAUCGCUGGUGCAUUUAAGCACCUGAUUCUUAACGGGACUGAAGCUUCUAAUAUUACUGUCUUGACGUUCUAUAAUGGUCAGCGAAAGCGAAUCGUCCAAGAGCUAAAGAACACCCCAGGCCUUAAGCACGUCACGUACUUUAACGUCUUUACAGUGGACUCCUUCCAGGGGGAGGAAAACGAUGUUAUUCUCCUUUCGCUCGUUCGAAGUAAUGACCACCUUAGUAUUGGCUUUCUUGAUAACAAAAACCGGCUUGUUGUGGCACUAUCACGAGCUCGUCGAGGACUUUAUAUAUUUGGUAAUGCCCUCACUUUAACAGCUGCUGAGAGCAAUGAACUUGGUAUUGGUCGAGAUCCCCUUUGGGACCCCUUACUUCAGCAUCUGAAGCGUCAACGCCAAUUCAAGUUUGGUGCCGGAUUUCCUAUCACUUGUGUUAGACAUGGGAAGACAAUAGAGAUUGUAGAACCUCAGGAUUGGGCCAUGAACGCUGGCGGUUGUAAUGCUAAAUGCGGUGCCAUUCUCCCUUGCGGCCACUACUGUCCGUAUACAUGUCAUUCGUUCCCGGAGUCUGAAGUACCAUGCCGAGAGGCUUGUCCCUUGCAGCUUGAAUGCGGUCAUGGUUGCAGUCGGUUUUGUUACGAGGCCUGCACUUGCGAGCAGUGUACUACGCCAAUCAUCCAAACUGAGCUUGAGGCAUGGAAUCUUGCGUCGGAUCGCCCGCAGAACAAUUCCGCAUUUCAACAGCCUCUAGUACUUCUAAACAGCGGUCCCGAAUACCAAGCCAUUAUUCCUGGCAGAAUACAAACAACUCCUCAGCAUCAUCCAGGUGUGAUCGCAUGGAACACGUGGGAUGCAGAUGCGGCAGAUCGCAAAUCCAAUAAAGAGCGUCGUCUGCGCCUGGAGAGCCAGCUAGACACCAACCAAUCUCGAACCACGUCUCGACUCAAUGCGGCUGCUAAAGUCUUCGAGUUAGGCUUCAAGGGAAAGCCCGUCAACGACAAGUUCUCGCCUCUCAUGGAUUCCAAUUCUUCCAAUGGUAUAAAGAGAGACUCUAUGCGUAAAGGAGCUUCCACAAGCCAUGGUGACGCACCCAAUCCGAAGAAUAGCGCUAAGAAGCCAGAGCCAGUCGUCCAAUCAUAUCGCUCAAGCCCGGGUUUCCCCAAUAAACCAAGCAACGCCGUUGUUGGGAAGAAGAAGAACAUUACUUCAAAUCGUCACUCCUCCGAUGAUCGAUCUAGAAUGUCCAUCGUCGACAUGUCGCCCCUGCCCUCCCCCAAACCGUUUUUCCAGGAAGAAAAGACCAGUUCUAUUCGUGUUUCAAAGAGAAAGAAGGCUGAAAAUGGCCAUGCAAAUCGAGUAGAUGAUAGUAUCAUUGCUCCAGUAGCAAACCCUCGCCAAGAACCCCUCUUGAUCGAUUUUGAUGAGCCUUCGGUUGAGAUUGGCAUUAACCAAUCUGUAAUCCCGCCAAGUUGGAGGAUUGGCGGAGCCUGUGAUUGA
Messenger RNA from Lachnellula hyalina, 3885 nucleotides. It is a transcript of the gene hrr1, whose product is annotated as Helicase required for RNAi-mediated heterochromatin assembly. The transcript is spliced from 4 exons. Gene Ontology annotation, biological process: regulatory ncRNA-mediated heterochromatin formation. The record is from RefSeq and is a predicted model, not a curated record. Gene Ontology annotation, cellular component: nuclear RNA-directed RNA polymerase complex. NCBI's taxonomy places the organism in Eukaryota, Fungi, Ascomycota, Leotiomycetes, Helotiales, Lachnaceae. Bases 1 to 3885 code for a protein of 1294 amino acids. Gene Ontology annotation, molecular function: helicase activity.